Messenger RNA from Trypanosoma theileri, 1029 nucleotides. RefSeq lists its product as uncharacterized. The transcript has a single exon. The record is from RefSeq and is a predicted model, not a curated record. Lineage: Eukaryota; Euglenozoa; Kinetoplastea; Trypanosomatida; Trypanosomatidae. Bases 1 to 1029 code for a protein of 342 amino acids.
AUGCUCACUACUCAUUCCAGUCAGGUGGGUGCCAUGUAUACUAUUUCUCACGAGGUGGUGAAUCGUGUCGCCCUGGAGCGAUAUGAGGACAGUCAAACAGCAUUUCAUGUGGCAAAACGCGAUUAUCAACUCACGAUGAACCGUAUUUCAUCUCGCCUGCCAGCAACUGUGCCUGAGCUGACGAUGGAGGUGAAGGAUGAGUUCAGUACAUACUGCAGCAGUAAUGCUGAAAGCAUGAAUGCGACUAGGAGAAUUCCUGACGACGGCUUGGAUUGUUCUGAGAUUGAUAAGAUUUUGAGUGAACGUGCAAUGAAACGUUUUGAAGAGGACACGACUGGUGGCCCAACGUGGAAACGUAGCGCUCAACCCAAAAAACCGUUGGAAUUAUUAAUGCACCGAGAGUCGCUUGCCCGUCAAGACAUUGAGGAUGUGGAGCAUGAGUUUUUCCGUAACUUAACACAACCCUUUUUCGAAAAUCCCUUGAUGCAUUUUCUUAAGCUUACAAGAGAUGAAAGGCGAGAACGCAAGACGAUUGAGGAUACUUGGAUGAGUGAAUCACUUCCCUUCCUCGAUCAUUGUCAUAUGAAGCAGGUGGACUAUGAAGAGGAGUUCUUGCGUCGCGCUCUUGGUAAAGUGAAGCGUCCAUUAAUCUCCAUGCGAUCUAAUACACCGCAGACGACAUCCGAUGAACUGGAUGUACGAUUGUAUCAACCACUGCUGCAGCGCUGUGAGACCAUACGGCGGGAGACAGAGUCCGAAGAAGAAAUCGCAUUCCUAUACCUUCGCUUGGGAGAAGCAUCACAGCGUGACCUUGUUGCUCGUGGUAUUAUGCGGCGAAAUAAAAAUACCGGAUUGCUGGAUUCCGUGCGACACCCAAUUGAGGUGGAUCACUACUAUGAUGUGGACCUUGCCUUUGGAACGGAAUUCCGCUAUCUUGAGUCUCGCGAGGAGACCGAGCGGAUGGCAAUCAUCGAUUCAUGGCUUUUGGAAAGGUGUGAACUAUGUAAAACAAUGGGAAUAUUAUCAUAA